Molecule: messenger RNA, 1972 nt
Organism: Carcharodon carcharias (great white shark)
Lineage: Eukaryota; Metazoa; Chordata; Chondrichthyes; Lamniformes; Lamnidae
Gene: klhl30
Product: kelch-like family member 30
Exons: 8
Coding region: 158-1927 (589 amino acids)
Molecular function (GO): protein binding
Source: RefSeq, a predicted model, not a curated record
GUGUUAUCUUAAGUCAAGUCUUUAAUUCACUGGGUGAAUGUGUUUUUAAGGUUACAAGGAGCCAAUUGAAGAGCGGGGGGUCAGCUUUGCAAAUGAUGGCUCCAAUGUAUCUCUAAACGGCAGUGGACUACCCGAAACAGCAAAACAACGAAGCGCGAUGGUGCGGAAUGUGGAUGACCUUGACUUCUGCCUCCCAUCUCACCCUCAGAGCCUGCUGGAGGGUCUCCGAUCCCUGCGCUCCAACCCCAAGCUCUCUGAUGUCACCCUCCUAGUGGGUGGCCAGGAGUUCCUGUGUCACCGGAGCGUCCUGGCGCUUUGCAGCGUCUACUUCCAUGCCAUGUUCACGGGGGACUUUGUCGAGAGCAUCUCGGCACGGGUGGAGGUCAAGGAGGUGGACCCUGCAGUGAUGGGAAUGCUGAUUGACUUUGCCUACACGGGGAAGCUGACCAUCAACCAGCAGAAUGUAGAGUCCCUGACUCAGUCCUCCAAUCUAUUGCAGUUCAGCACCGUCCAGAAGGUAUGCAGCCGCUAUCUCCAGCAGCAGAUUGACCCCACAAACUGUCUGGGGAUCUACGAGUUCGGGGAGCUGUAUGGAUGUCCAGAGGUCAUCGCCAAAGCACGCUCCUUUCUCCUGGAGAACUUCGAGGCAGUGUCCCAAAGUGAGGAGUUCCUAUUGCUGGACAGCGAGCGGCUCUUGGGCUAUCUUGGUGCAGAGUUGCUGCAGGUCCAAGAGGAGCAGAGCCUGGUCCAGGCUCUCCUCCGAUGGAUACGAUAUGACGAGGCAGAGCGGAGUUGCUUCCUUCCCGAGCUCUUUGAGCUGGUUCACCUUCCACUGUUGUCAGUGGAGUAUCUGAGAGACCAGCUUUUGCCUGACAAAAUCAUUCAGGAGUCUGAAUACUGCAGAAAACGGAUCGAGGGAUUUCAUAACAAGACUGAAACAGAAGGAACUGUUAGGCAAAGACAUGACCCUGGCCUCAAGAAGCUGCAGGAGGUUCUGGUGGUCAUUGGAGGACAGGCAAUGGAUGACUCUGAUGAUGAUGAUGAUGAUGAAGAUAACCAGCUCCUGUCAAGAAACAGUGCUUUUUACAACAUCAGGACCAAGCACUGGUCCAUUCUCCCAGACUUCCCGGAUUACAACAAAUGGGGAUUUUCAGUCACAGCCUUAAACAAUGACGUCUACGUUACUGGAGGCUCCAGGGGCAGUAAGACUGACACAUGGUCAACAACCCAGGCCUGGAAAUUCCAUUCCAAAGAAGGGACCUGGAAACCCAUUGCUCCGAUGUUAAAGCCCAGAACCAACCACUCUACAGCAGCAUUAAAUGGAGAAAUCUACGCCAUCGGAGGUACCACUUUAGAUGUUGUGGAAGUGGAACAUUACGACCCGUACAAUAAUAGCUGGGCUCUGAUUGGUCCCACGGUGAAAUAUGUCACUAACUUCACUGUCACAGGGUGUGUGGGAAAGCUCUACGUGAUUGGUUCGUGUGCAGCCAAGUACAAUGUUCUCACUCUGCAGUGUUACAAUCCUGUAAUAGAUAACUGGAGUGUUAUUGCCUCUCCCUUCAUUCCCAAAUACCUCUCGGCUCCCCGGUGCGUCUCUGUUGAUGGAGUGAUUUACUUAAUUGGAGACAACACAAAGAAGGUUUACGCGUACGAUUCUGAGGCCAACAUGUGGCAGAAGGUUCAGCUGCUCCAUAAGUUACAUGAGAAUGGGGGCAUGGUAGUGAUUGCUGGGAAGAUCUAUGUUACUGGUGGUCACUGGAAGGGGAUGGAAGGAGACUACAGUGUGGAGUUGGAGGUGUACGAUUGUGUCAAGGAUGUGUGGACUAUCGAAGGCUUCCUGCCACGCCCCUGGCUUUAUCAUGGGUCUUGCUCCAUUUUCAUUGACACAUCCAGAUGGACUGAACUGUUUCCAGACAGCAACACCUAGAGAAACAUUCUGUAACUCUUCCUAGUCUGUGCACCCAAUUAAGGA